Orcinus orca (killer whale) is the source of this 1920-nucleotide messenger RNA. RefSeq names its product pentatricopeptide repeat domain 2 (gene PTCD2). The record is from RefSeq and is a predicted model, not a curated record. Gene Ontology annotation, biological process: mitochondrion organization; multicellular organism development; regulation of mRNA processing. Gene Ontology annotation, molecular function: RNA binding; protein binding. Gene Ontology annotation, cellular component: mitochondrion. Lineage: Eukaryota; Metazoa; Chordata; Mammalia; Artiodactyla; Delphinidae. The coding region runs from base 44 to 1186 and encodes 380 amino acids. The transcript is spliced from 10 exons.
GCUCCCCCCCCCGGCUCCCGCAGUUGGUACAGCCCGGGACAGUAUGGCGGCCGCCUUUCUGCCUCCGAAGCAAGUCUUACCGCUGCAGGCGCUGCGGAGUUUGGUGCAUCCAGGGUUGGGAGGCUUGGGCUCCACCUGCAGCCGCUGCCCUCUCGGAGCUAAAAGAUAUCUACUUACAGAUAAUAUUGUGAAAUUAAAGGACUUUCAGCAUAAGAAGGUGGCUGUUGCAUGUAAUCUUCCUGGCACCAAAGAAACCUAUUUGAGAAACUUGGAAGAGAAACUGACCCAGAAUAAGCUCAUCUUGAAAGAGGAGUUGAGAACCUUACUUCAUUUGUGUGAGUCCUGGGACGAUGUGGAGCUGGCUAAAAAUGUCAUUUACAGGUACCAUGCAGAGAACAGGAAUAUCACUUUGGGGGAGUACAAGUUUGGACCACUUUUCAUGAGGUUGUGCUACGAGUUGGAUCUCGAGGAAUCUGCAGUGGAGCUCAUCAAAGACCAGCAUUUACGAGGUUUCUUCUCAGACUCCACAUCAUUCAAUAUUUUGAUGGAUAUGUUGUUUAUCAAAGGUGCAUUGGAAGUACUGAUUGAGAUGAAAAACCAAGAUGUGAAGUUCAACAAAGAUACUUACAUCCUUGCUUUUGCAGUUUGCUACAAACUGAAUAGCCCUGAAUCUUUUACAAUCUGUACCACGUUAAGGGAAGAAGCCCUCAUCAAGGGAGAAAUCCUCUGCAGGAGAGCAUCCUGUUUUGCAGUGGCAUUAGCUCUGAACCAGAACCAGCUGGCAAAAGCUAUAUCAAUUUUUUCUCAAAUCAUGAAGCCAGAAAGCAUAAUCUGCACUAAUUUAAAUCUUAUGCUCCACAUCCAGUCAAACAUGCUGAAAAGCCUAAUAGACACACUAAAGGAUGCUACAGAGGGGAAUCUGUCAAGAUUUGUGAAAAAACCUGUGUUCUCAGAAGAAGUGCUGGUCAAAGUGAGGGAAAAAGUGAAGGAUGUGCCCGCUCUUCUGGCCACAUUUGAUGAGCUGUAUGGGAAACUGCACAUAAAUGGCCAGGUCACCACUUACACUUUGGAUGCUCUGCUCUGCCACACCCCCAGUGACAGGAAAUCCCACACGGUGCUAUUAAACAAGAGGACAGUCAGCCGUCGGACCUUCCAGCCGCUCAGCCAGUCCCUGUGGGCUGAGUAACCCUGAGUUCAAACCAUCCGUGGGUCUGAGUUGGAGGGGGCCUGCUUCUAGCGAAUUAUUGGCUUCCUAAGAAAUCGGGCAUCGUACUCCAGUGUACAGUAUACUAACACUUGGUCUCCUUAAAUUUCCAAAAUCAUUGAGCACUGGCGUGCUGCCUUGAGACGUUCAUAUGUUGUGCCACCAGGAAGAUCUAGAUACAGGCAAGCAGAAAGCUCGGGCUCCCGCGGGAAGGAGGCUUCCCCUUGUGAAGGGCUGAGGAUGCUUGAAGGAACACAGUCACGGUCUCCAGGGGAACCCAAUAAGCACUAACAGGAGGGAAUUUCACUAUAAGUGGCCACCUCCAGCUAAUUUUCAGGGGAAUCGUGGUCUGAAACCCUACUCUACCAUGCUGGGAAAUAGCCCAGGAUUUUCUCACUGCUUCUGUCAUCAUUUACCUGUGACCCUAGACAAGAUACUCGAGCCCUCAGUUUUUCAUCUGUAAAAUAAUAGUGCCUGUGUGAAUCUCCAUAUUGAUUUGAAAUUUUCAUUCAACGUUCAGUAGGGUCAAGUUUUCUCAAAAAUCAGAGAAAUUAAAAGGUUCCUGAGAAAACUUGUUGUUUUCUCAGCAGAACAAACAAAACCAGAAUUUAACUCUCAGAACUGAUAAUAAACCAAAAUGUAAAUGGUUACCACUUUGGUCAUGGGCAACCCACGUGCUUUUCAAAGUAAAUGCCAAUAAAAACCACAUAACGCUC